CGCACCAUUCUCCAUCUUCCUCCAACCUGAAAAAGGAGUGGGCUGAGAAAUUUUCAUUGCUAAACACACCACCAGGCUUGAAGAGCUACAAACAUGACAGACUCUAAAUAUUUCACUACAAACAAAAAAGGGGAGAUCUUUGAGCUGAAGGCAGAGUUGAACAAUGAGAAGAAGGAGAAGAGAAAAGAGGCAGUGAAGAAGGUCAUCGCUGCUAUGACCGUUGGCAAAGAUGUCAGUUCUCUGUUCCCAGAUGUGGUUAACUGCAUGCAGACCGACAACCUGGAGCUGAAGAAGUUGGUUUAUCUUUAUUUAAUGAACUACGCCAAAAGCCAGCCGGACAUGGCCAUCAUGGCUGUGAACAGUUUUGUCAAGGACUGUGAGGACCCCAACCCUCUGAUCCGGGCUCUGGCUGUACGCACCAUGGGCUGCAUCCGGGUGGAUAAGAUCACAGAGUAUCUGUGUGAGCCGCUGAGGAAGUGCCUGAAGGAUGAGGAUCCGUAUGUGAGAAAGACAGCGGCUGUCUGUGUGGCCAAACUGCACGACAUAAAUGCUCAGAUGGUGGAGGACCAGGGCUUCUUGGACUCUCUGAGAGACCUCAUUGCUGACUCAAAUCCCAUGGUUGUGGCCAAUGCAGUUGCUGCUCUGUCUGAGAUCAGCGAGUCUCACCCCAACAGCAACCUGCUGGACCUGAAUCCCCAGAACAUCAACAAGCUGUUGACGGCCCUCAACGAGUGCACUGAGUGGGGACAGAUCUUCAUCCUGGACUGUCUGUCCAACUACAACCCCAAGGAUGACCGUGAGGCUCAAAGCAUCUGUGAGCGUGUCACUCCCAGGCUGUCUCAUGCCAACUCAGCUGUGGUCCUGUCAGCUGUUAAGGUCCUGAUGAAGUUCUUAGAGCUGCUGCCUAAGGACUCGGACUACUACAACACAUUGCUGAAGAAAUUAUCACCCCCGCUCGUGACCUUGCUGUCUGGAGAGCCAGAGGUCCAGUACGUGGCUCUGAGGAACAUCAACCUCAUUGUUCAGAAGAGACCUGAGAUCCUGAAGCAGGAGAUUAAGGUGUUCUUCGUCAAAUAUAACGACCCGAUCUAUGUGAAACUGGAGAAACUGGACAUCAUGAUCCGCUUGGCAUCACAGGCCAACAUUGCCCAGGUUUUGGCUGAACUGAAGGAAUAUGCCACAGAGGUCGAUGUUGACUUUGUGCGCAAGGCUGUACGAGCAAUCGGACGCUGUGCCAUCAAAGUGGAGCAAUCAGCGGAGCGCUGCGUCAGCACUCUGCUGGACCUGAUCCAGACUAAGGUCAACUACGUGGUUCAGGAGGCUAUAGUGGUCAUCAGGGACAUUUUCCGCAAGUAUCCUAACAAGUACGAGAGCAUCAUUGCCACACUGUGUGAGAAUCUCGACUCUUUGGAUGAACCUGACGCGCGAGGUGCCAUGAUCUGGAUUGUCGGCGAGUACGCGGAGAGGAUCGACAACGCCGACGAGCUGCUCGAGAGCUUUCUCGAGGGCUUCCACGAUGAGAGCACUCAGGUGCAGCUCACUCUGUUGACGGCCAUCGUCAAGCUGUUUCUUAAGAAACCGUCAGAGACUCAGGAGCUGGUGCAGCAGGUCCUCAGUCUGGCCACUCAGGACUCUGACAACCCUGACCUCCGUGACAGGGGCUACAUUUACUGGCGCCUGUUGUCCACCGACCCUGUGACCGCCAAAGAGGUGGUGCUGUCAGAAAAGCCCCUGAUCUCAGAGGAGACGGACCUGAUCGAGCCCACCCUGUUGGACGAGCUCAUCUGCCACAUCGGCUCCCUGGCCUCGGUCUAUCACAAACCGCCCAGCGCCUUUGUGGAGGGAAGCCAUGGAGUCCACCGGAAACACCUUCCUGUGCAGCACAGCAGCAUUGACACAGGUGAGAGCCCUGUGAGUGGCGGGCCAGCCGCUGCCAUGGAUCAGCCACAUGUGAUCCCCAGCCAGGGUGACCUGCUGGGCGACCUGUUGAACCUGGACCUGGGCCCUCCGGUUAACGUACCCCAAGUCUCCUCCAUGCAGAUGGGUGCGGUGGACCUUCUGGGUGGAGGCCUGGACAGUUUGCUGGGAGGAGACCUGGGCGGAGGUGUUGGGGGAAGUCCAGCAGUGGGACAAAACUUCAUCCCAUCCUCUGUCCCCAGUACUUUUGCUCCAUCACCCACUCCUGCGCCUCCGCCUUCCAGCAGCGGCCUCAACGACCUGUUUGAGAUUUCUACAGGCAUGGCCGUCACCACCGGAGGCUACGCAGCCCCGAAAGCAGUGUGGCUUCCUGCUGUGAAAGCUAAAGGACUGGAGAUCUCUGGAACCUUCUCCCGACGCCAGGGCCACAUGUACAUGGACAUGAACUUCACUAACAAGGCCCUGCAACACAUGAACGAUUUUGCCAUCCAGUUCAACAAGAACAGUUUUGGGGUGAUCCCCACCAGUCCUCUGCCUAUUCACACUCCGCUGAUGCCCAAUCAAAGUAUCGACGCCUCUCUGCCUCUGAACACCAUCGGGCCGGUUAUGAAGAUGGAUCCUCUCAAUAAUCUACAGGUGGCUGUAAAGAACAACAUUGAUGUGUUCUACUUCAGCGUACUUAUCCCUCUGAACGUAUUCUUUGUUGAGGAUGGAAAAAUGGAGCGACAGGUGUUUUUGGCUACCUGGAAGGACAUCCCCAAUGAGAACGAGCUUCAGUAUCAGAUAAAAGACUGUCAUCUAAAUGCAGACACAGUAUCAGGGAGGCUGCAGAAUAACAACAUCUACACCAUUGCCAAAAGAAACGUGGAAGGCCAGGACAUGCUGUACCAGUCCCUGAAGCUAACCAAUGGCAUCUGGAUCUUAGCUGAGCUCCGCAUUCAGCCUGGAAAUCCCAAUUACACGCUGUCGCUCAAGUGUCGGGCCCCUGAAGUGUCUCAGUACGUCUACCAGAUGUACGACUCCAUACUGAAGAACUGAUCUGCUCCGCCGGACCCGACAGCAUCUCCUCUCUUUCAGACCUGGCAACAAACUUGAGUGUUUCUUUAUUUUGUCUGAUCUUCAUCCAGAACAAAUCUAAGCAGUGAUUGAUCAUUAAUCUGAAACAUUUGGAGUAUUUUAAUUUUUCCUCUAAAAAAAUCAAUAGGUUGUUAUAUGUCAGUGCAACUGUAUUAGGGAUCGUUGUUGUAGUUUCUUUUCCACGGUUUAAAAGUGCUUUUUCAUUUCUCUUGUUACACUCCAUUUAAGUUUACUGUCCAGUAAAAAAACGUGUUCAUCAUUCCUUCUUUAACUGACCGUCUUAAUGAAACUGUCCUGAGCAAGAACAAAAAAACGCCACUCGAGUUUCAACUAGGCCAUUGCUUUUAGUUGUUUAUUUUGUGCUUUGGUUUAGAUUUAUUUUUGGUAUUGCCUUUGCUCUGGCUGUCCCCUUCAGGACGACACCAGCGUUGAUUUGUCAGCCAUUUAUAGAAAAAUCAUAAACUGAAGCCACUGAUGUUUCUUCUCUGUCAUGACUUGAACACACAAAGCAUAUUUAAUGUUUUUUCAAAUUUUGUGCAGCAUUUAGAUGCCAUUUUUGUUCUCGUAAUUGUAUGAA
Molecule: messenger RNA, 3571 nt
Organism: Nematolebias whitei (Rio pearlfish)
Lineage: Eukaryota; Metazoa; Chordata; Actinopteri; Cyprinodontiformes; Rivulidae
Gene: ap2b1
Product: adaptor related protein complex 2 subunit beta 1
Exons: 22
Coding region: 94-2955 (953 amino acids)
Biological process (GO): vesicle-mediated transport; intracellular protein transport
Cellular component (GO): clathrin adaptor complex; membrane coat
Molecular function (GO): clathrin binding
Source: RefSeq, a predicted model, not a curated record